AUGUCACGCAAUCGGAAUACAGCGUCCAUAUCUCCAUCUCAACCACUUAUUGAUGCGACAGAACAAGCUUCUCACGAUGAGGGUGAUGUUACUACCGUUGGGAGAAAUGUGUUGAUACAGGGUCUGUUGCGCAUAGCAGACAUACGUUAUGAAAGUCAAUUUAUUCAGACAGGCUACAGAGCCUCUUCUAAUUCCAUCAAGAAAAGCGUCCGAAGUAUAUUAUCUAUACACAAUGAAACAGUCAAUAUCUGGUCCCAUAUCUUAGGGUGCAUUCUGUUUUUGGUUAUUCCGGUUUAUGUCUUUACGACUGAGAUCCCUCCCCGGUAUAAGGUUGCUACUCGCGAAGACAUCGCAGUACGCACAAUAUACUUCAUUGGCGUGACCAUAUGCUUCUUCUUAUCCGCAACCUGUCACACAGUUUCAAACCAUCCUUCUCAUGUCCAUCAUCUCAGCGUUCAAUUCGACUACCUCUGCAUCCUUAUUCUCAUGUACAGCGCCAUGAUUCCCCUUAUAUACUACGGUUUCGUCUGCGACCACUUUCUGCGUAAUAUGUACUGGGGCUUGGUGUCAGUUAACGCUGGAUUGUGCGCUCUAUCCACAAUGCAUCCGAGAUUUCGAACUGUCAAAGCUAAGGCUGUGCCUGGGAGAUUCUUCCCAGGAAGAUUCGACAUCGUGGGACAAAGUCACCAAAUACUUCAUGCUCCUGUCAUCGUUGCUGGCAUGAUGCACGUCAUGGGAUGCCUUGGUAAUUUUGAUUAUUGUCACGAACACGGACCCCGGUGUAUAUAG
Molecule: messenger RNA, 789 nt
Organism: Fusarium redolens
Lineage: Eukaryota; Fungi; Ascomycota; Sordariomycetes; Hypocreales; Nectriaceae
Product: hemolysin-III related-domain-containing protein
Exons: 5
Coding region: 1-789 (262 amino acids)
Cellular component (GO): membrane
Molecular function (GO): signaling receptor activity
Source: RefSeq, a predicted model, not a curated record